This is a messenger RNA of Pyricularia oryzae 70-15, 710 nucleotides long. RefSeq lists its product as uncharacterized. Gene Ontology annotation, molecular function: O-methyltransferase activity; S-adenosylmethionine-dependent methyltransferase activity. The record is from RefSeq and is a predicted model, not a curated record. The coding region runs from base 1 to 621 and encodes 206 amino acids. The transcript is spliced from 3 exons. Lineage: Eukaryota; Fungi; Ascomycota; Sordariomycetes; Magnaporthales; Pyriculariaceae.
AUGAAGGAGCUGUGGGACUGGACCGUGCAAAACUUUGCCUCGGCCGACAAGAUGUCAUCACCACUCCAGGGGGCGACGUUCAAGUUCAUAGCCGAUUGGGUACAGCCCAAGCGAGUCCUCGAGAUCGGCUGCUUCACCGGCUUCAGCGCCAUGGCGUGGUACGAGGCGACCGUCGGGACGCGGGCCGACAUCACCACGCUCGAGCUCGACGCCAACAUGAUCCGCGCGUCCAGGCGCACCAUCGACCACUUUGGCCUCGGCGACCGGGUCAGGCUGCUCGAGGGGCCCGCGGCGGAGUCGAUCGAGACGCUGACGGACCAGUUCGAUUUGGUCUUUGUGGACGCCAACAAGGACGGCUAUGAGGGUUACGUCAAGCAGAUACUGGACCGGGGGCUGCUGUCGACGAGGGGGCUGAUACUUUGCGACAAUGUCUUUGCUCGCGGCAUGACCAUCGUCCCAGAGUCCAAUCCCGAACUCCAAGGAUCACAGAGGACCUACUGGACCGAGAAUGGGAAAGCCCUGGAUGGGUUCUGCAAGUUCUGCAAGGCUGAUCCGCGAAUCGACGUGAUUCUGCUGCCUGUUUAUGAUGGGCUCACUCUCAUCAAGCUGAAGUCGUCUUGACAAGAGGUUCUGGCUCGGACUUUGGUUUGCCCGCUUUUCAGCACGACCUGGUCGCUUACAAAUGAGGUCCAAAAGGUGACAAUGAGAAU